Dictyostelium purpureum is the source of this 363-nucleotide messenger RNA. RefSeq lists its product as uncharacterized. The transcript has a single exon. The annotation marks the transcript as partial. Lineage: Eukaryota; Evosea; Eumycetozoa; Dictyosteliales; Dictyosteliaceae. The record is from RefSeq and is a predicted model, not a curated record.
GAUGAACCAGUUGAUUUUAUAUCAAAAGAGAAAGAAAUAAAAAAAAAAAUAAAAAAAGAAGAAGAAAAGUUUUUAAAAAGAAAAAGAAAUGAAGAUGAUGAAUCUAAAGAUGAAGAACUAGUUGAGAUAAAAUUUAUCAAAUCAAACGAAUAUAUAAGAAAAAAUACAAAAAAUUUUUUUAAAAAUUUCGUUAAAGGUUAUCGUGAAGAGGUACAAAAUGCCAUUGAUGGUAUGAUAAUUAAUAUUUAUCAUAAAAAUAAAAAUUGUGGUCAUUUAAUUUCAUUUAAAAGAGAGACUGAUACAUAUUUUGUUUCCAUGUCUCAUUCAGAUAAUACCACCGAUCUCAUAUUUAAACCAAAAUAA